Molecule: messenger RNA, 564 nt
Organism: Cervus elaphus (red deer)
Lineage: Eukaryota; Metazoa; Chordata; Mammalia; Artiodactyla; Cervidae
Gene: CENPW
Product: centromere protein W
Exons: 3
Coding region: 181-447 (88 amino acids)
Biological process (GO): kinetochore assembly; mitotic cell cycle; chromosome segregation
Cellular component (GO): nucleoplasm; kinetochore
Molecular function (GO): protein heterodimerization activity; DNA binding
Source: RefSeq, a predicted model, not a curated record
GUCACUACCGGGCGCCGGGCGCGCUCUGCGGCGGCAGAUUCAAACGUUUCGGCCAGGGUCUCGGGGCCUGUGGGAACGUCUGAGUCGGGGUUCUUGGUGUACUCGCUGGCGUGAGCUUCAUUGCGGCGCAGGGAGGACCCGGGAAGUUGAGGCGGCGGCUGCCAAAACCCGAGGGCGAGAAUGGGGCUCUCCACCACGGUCUCUCAGAGGAAGAUGAUAAGGCGCAAGGCUCCUCGCGGCUUUCUAAAACGCGUUUUCAAACGACAGAAGCCUCAGCUUCGUUUGGAGACGAGUAGCGACCUACUGGUGCAUCUGAACUGUUUACUCUUUGUUCAUCGCUUAGCAGAAGAGUCGCGGAUAAAUGCUUGUGGGAGUAAGUGUGGGGUCAUUAAAAAGGAGCAUGUACUGGCCGCAGCAAAGGUAAUUCUGAAGAAGAGCAGAGGUUAGAAGUUAAAGAACACAUUUUUGAAAAUUGUAUGAUGUAUUAUUUUAGGUGGUAACAGAUCAUGAAAGCACUUUUUAUAAAGCAGUUAAUAUUGUGUAUUAAAAUAUUUGCUAGUUGAA